Ananas comosus (pineapple) is the source of this 2445-nucleotide messenger RNA. Its product is annotated as transcription termination factor MTERF2, chloroplastic-like. The record is from RefSeq and is a predicted model, not a curated record. Gene Ontology annotation, molecular function: double-stranded DNA binding. Bases 183 to 1256 code for a protein of 357 amino acids. Gene Ontology annotation, biological process: chloroplast organization; regulation of DNA-templated transcription. Lineage: Eukaryota; Viridiplantae; Streptophyta; Magnoliopsida; Poales; Bromeliaceae. The transcript is spliced from 3 exons. Gene Ontology annotation, cellular component: chloroplast.
AAAGAAAAACACUUUCUCCGUGCCCCGUUUUAGGGUUUCUAGUGUUUUCACGACCCCUCUUUCUCCCUCAGAAAGAAAACCCUAAACCCUAAAUCCUUCGUCUCCCUCAACCACCAUCAUCUCUCCAAUGUUCAACUCCAUUCGCAGUCGACUCCUCCCCACACGACGCCGACCCCCCUCUCAUGGCGUCGUCUUCUUCCUCCGCCCCCCAAACCCUUCCCUUCCCAACCCUAACCUACCUCAUCGACUUCUGCGGCUUGUCCCGCGAAUCCGCCAUUUCCGCGUCCCAGAAGCUGCACCUCAAGAGCACCGAGAAACCUAGCGCCGUUCUCGGCCUCUUCCGCGAGUACGGCUUCGGCAAAACCGACAUCUCCAAGAUCAUCACCAAGAUCCCGACCCUGCUCACCUGCGACCCCCACAAGAUCCUCAAGCCAAAGCUCGACUUUUUCCGCAGCGUCGGAUUCUCCGGCGACGCCCUUUCGCGGCUCAUCGCGCUGAGCCCCCUCCUCUUGCGGCGGAGCCUGGAGGAUCACCUCAUCCCCUGCUUCACCUUCCUCCGCACGCUUCUCCACUCCAACGACAACGUCGUCGCCGUCUUCAGCCACGCGCCCCACGCCCUCAACUCCAAUCUCGUAAAGACCAUCAUGCCGAGCCUGCAGGUUCUGCGCAAGCACAAUUUGCCCGAGGAGCGGAUCGCCAAGUUGGUGACGGUCCAGCCGGGAAUCCUAAUGCAGGCGCCCGGUCGGGUUAAUGAGAUCGUCGAGGAAGUGAACGCCACGGGGAUUCAAACGUCCGAUCCGAUCUUCAUAUACGCGUUCGGGACGUUGUCCGGGUUAAAAAGAUCGACUUGGGAGCGGAAGAUGGCGGUUUACAAGAGCUUCGGUUGGUCGGAAAUGGAGGUCCUCAUGGCUUUCCGGAAGCAGCCGAUGUGUAUGAAGAUGUCCGAGGAGAAGAUAAAGGAGGGGUUGGAGUUCUACUUUAACAAGCUCAAGUUGCGACCGGACGAUAUAAUUCGGUAUCCGAAGCUUUUGAUGCCAAGUUUGGAGAAGACAAUAGUGCCAAGGUGCACGGUGCUGAGUGUUUUACAGAAGGAGGAGAAGCUAGGGAAGAAGUUGAAAUUCGGCGCAAUAUUGACACUGCCCGCAAGGCUGUUCUUGAAGAGAUUUGUGAUGAGGUAUCACAAGGAUAUUCCUGAUGUUCUCAAGGCCUAUAGUGGCGAGAUCGAGUUUGAUGGAUUGGAGAUAGAUCGGGGAUGAAUCGCUGUUCUUCUGCGAAGAGAUAGUUUGGGGACGUAUGAUUUCACUCUUGAACGGAAGUUUGGACACUAGAGGGGAUCGAUUGUUUAAAUUGGCAUCCCUCCAGCGGAAUUCUUAAGCAAAGGGGACCACUAUCAUCCUAACCGCAUAUCUUUUUAUUGAACGACCGAAAACUUAUUCGUGGUGGAUCGGCCACUUCGAACGCAAACUUGGGAGCAUCUAUCCAAGCUGGGAGGAAUUUCGGAGACUCCUGUACGAGCAGUACUUCAAGGAUAGCACUAAGCAGAGUUUGGAGCGUGAAUUGCAGCGUCUCAAGCAAGGCAACCGUACCGUAGGCGAGUAUGAGCGAGACUUCUCUCGGAUUGUUUCGUUGAUUCCGUUCGUGGUUCGUGAUGAGUAUCACAAGGCAAGGAUGUUUGCGAGAGGGCUAAGGCCCAGUAUUCGACUCCUGAUCGCGUCCCAUGGCGCGUUGACGUUCGACGAGAGCUUAGAUCGGGCCCUGAUGGUGCAGAGUGAAAUGGACGAGGCUCGAAUCGAACAGGACGCAUCCGAGAAGAGUGCGGAUAGGAAGCGUACCCAGGGAAGUUUUGCUGGUAGCCAAUCAAGCAACGGACGAUCAUCCAAGCAUCGCAAGGCACAUUCAGAAUCGAGCAGCGCCCCCGCUACGUCUCAGCAGCAGAGCAUCAGACCUUGUGUUAUCUGCGGUGAGGCUCACAAGGUUAUUGAGUGCCCACAGCGCCACAAUCACUGUUACAGGUGUGGCCAACGUGGACAUCUUCGGGCAGAUUGCACCAGUGGAGCAGGUACAGCAUCUGCAGCAGCAUCUACUCCAGCAGCUCCAUGGCAGGAUCGUGGCAAUUCGACCUAUUCUUCAGCUGGACGUCCAUCGACAUCUCGUCAAGUGAAGGAGGUACACCAGACCACUGACGGACGCGCCUUCAUGAUGACACGUCAGAAGGAUGAUCAGUCGGCUGACGUCGCCGCAGGUGACAGAGACGAGGAGUUGGAUUUUGGGCUCGACGAGAGGACGAUCUAGUUAGACGGCAGUAGCGACCGUCACCCUGGUCAUUUCUUUCCCGCAUUUAGUAGUUUUCUUAAUAAUGGUUCAGUUAGCUGAUCUUAUGUAUGCUUGAAUGUAUGUGCACUGUGGUGUUGGUUUCUUUUAUACAUGAGAUUGGAGUUUUCGAUC